Messenger RNA from Rhododendron vialii, 693 nucleotides. RefSeq names its product transcription elongation factor 1 homolog. The coding region runs from base 175 to 441 and encodes 88 amino acids. Gene Ontology annotation, cellular component: transcription elongation factor complex. The record is from RefSeq and is a predicted model, not a curated record. Gene Ontology annotation, biological process: transcription elongation by RNA polymerase II. The transcript is spliced from 5 exons. NCBI's taxonomy places the organism in Eukaryota, Viridiplantae, Streptophyta, Magnoliopsida, Ericales, Ericaceae. Gene Ontology annotation, molecular function: RNA polymerase II complex binding.
GGAAACAAGUUUAGACCGAGGAGGACCACACAAAAAUUGAAGUUUAUCGUUCACAAGUCUGUUCGUAUAAAUAUCCCUUCGAUCCUCUCUCUCUCCCUCUCUCGCAAACACCCACACCCCUCUUCUGAAGUUGGGAACUGAGGAUAAUUCAGGAAAAUAGUUGAGUGACAACAGAUGGGUAAAAGGAAGUCGAAGGCGAAGCCACCCCCAAAGAAGAGAAUGGAUAAGCUUGACACUGUUUUCAGCUGCCCCUUCUGUAACCAUGGAAGCAGUGUGGAAUGCCGUAUUGAUAUGAAGAACUUGAUCGGGGAGGCUUUAUGCAGGAUUUGCCAAGAGAACUUCAGCAUGACCGUGACAGCUUUAACCGAACCUAUAGACAUAUAUAGUGAAUGGAUCGAUGAAUGUGAACGGGUCAACAGUGUUGAAGAUGAUGUUGCUUAGAAGGGUUGUUCGGACCUUCAGAUGUUCUGGUUUUGUCGUCAUGGGGAAAACUAAAAAUAAAUGUUCUUCUUUAAGGCAGACUUUGAUGUAUAGAAAUGCUAGGCUUGUAUCCGUAUCAAUAUCAGCAUCUCUAAGGCUAUUUAUGGUAUGUGGUGCAAUAUGCCGAACGUUGCUGUCCUAGGGAGGGGAAUGGUUUGUAUUUGAAAUAUGUAUGCCUUUUCGCAAUUAAUAUAAAACAUGUAUUGAGUAUCA